This is a messenger RNA of Chrysochloris asiatica (Cape golden mole), 309 nucleotides long. RefSeq names its product G0/G1switch 2 (gene G0S2). Gene Ontology annotation, cellular component: mitochondrion. Gene Ontology annotation, biological process: positive regulation of extrinsic apoptotic signaling pathway. Bases 1 to 309 code for a protein of 102 amino acids. Lineage: Eukaryota; Metazoa; Chordata; Mammalia; Afrosoricida; Chrysochloridae. The transcript has a single exon. The record is from RefSeq and is a predicted model, not a curated record.
AUGGAAACGGUCCAGGAACUGAUUCCUCUGGCCAAAGAGAUGGCCCAGAAGCCCAAGGGGAGGCUGGUGAAGCUGUACGUGCUGGGCAGCGUGCUGGCCUUCUUAGGCGUGGUGCUGGGCCUGAUGGAGACAGUGUGCAGCCCCUUAACGACCGCCAGCCGACUGCGGAAUGAGGAGGCCACCUUGGCCUCGCUGCAAGCCGCUAAGGAACGACAGGCCCUCCAGACACAGGCCCUGCUGGAGAAAGACAAGCAGCUGGAAGCCAUACAAUGCAGCAGAGUCCUCUCCAAUCGGCAGCACGCCUCCUAA